Notolabrus celidotus (New Zealand spotty) is the source of this 5096-nucleotide messenger RNA. Its product is annotated as bifunctional heparan sulfate N-deacetylase/N-sulfotransferase 1-like. Gene Ontology annotation, molecular function: heparan sulfate N-sulfotransferase activity; deacetylase activity. The record is from RefSeq and is a predicted model, not a curated record. NCBI's taxonomy places the organism in Eukaryota, Metazoa, Chordata, Actinopteri, Labriformes, Labridae. Gene Ontology annotation, cellular component: Golgi apparatus. The transcript is spliced from 15 exons. The coding region runs from base 689 to 3364 and encodes 891 amino acids.
ACAGUUAUGGGCCACCGCCGGUGCACGGAGCUGCAGAAAGAGAGGGGCAUUCUCAGAUUUCCCGAUUUCUCCCAGCCGAGUCCGCUGUGCCGCUUCCACAUCACGGCAACAGCAAAACCGAGACGACGACGACGACAUGCACCCAGCGUGCCUCAACCGCACAUUCAUUUUAACCGGACUGUGUGCUCCCAAACCCACUUAGACCCAAAACGAGGUCAGGGGGAUCUAUCCUGAGGGAAUGCUGCUCCUGAGAUGACCUGCACGACCUGGCUUUUCUCAAGAGAUUAUUCUGCUAUCAAAAAGAGUGGAGGGAAAUCUAGCCAGGACAUGGUUGGCAGGCUCACAUGAUGGACAGGUGAUAGAGUCCUCCAUCAUCUUUCUUCUCCAGUGACUCGCCCCGCCAGCUCUCCUUCUGAGGCAGAAGUGUGCACCGGCAGUCCAAGGCCUUCUAUUUCUCGGCCAUGGUGACAUAAGCAGCGCUGCAACAUGAGGGAGAGCCAACGUGAGACCGUCUCAUUUCUUUCUCCGGUAGCUGCCGCAGCUGCUCCCUUAACACCGUUUUCGUUUUGCUGCAUAAAAAACGGACUUCUCUGUGAAUAGUCCACCGCUCGGCUCGCCGUUUCCUUGAGAGACUGUCCCCCAAGGCUUGUUGCCAGGCCUGCGGGGCGGAGCGGCGUGGCUCGAGACGAUGCUGGGAUGUGUGACGCGAGUCCGUCGGCUGGUCCGUCUCCUACCCCUGCAGACCUCCCUCCUCCUCCUCUUCCUCUUCUGCACUGUCAGCGUCUUUAUCUCCGCCUACUUCCUCUAUGGCGUCAAGCGGGAAUUGGAGCCAUCGUCGGGAAGUGGCAGCGUUUCUGGGGCAGAGGGAGCAUCCGCCGACUCGGACGACCUAAGGGUCACUCCGUCUCGGCUGCUGCCUCUGCGUGGUGUCUCAGGGGGCCCCGGGGUGGAUCCCGGAGGGGCCAGGACAGAUCCUGUGGUUCUGGUAUUUGUGGAGAGCCAGUAUUCUCAACUGGGGCAGGAGAUUGUGGCCAUCUUGGAGUCUGGCCGGUUCAGGUAUCGGACUGAGAUCUCUCCCGGUAAGGGGGACAUGCCCACACUGACAGACAAAGAGAGAGGGCGCUUCACACUGGUGAUUUAUGAGAAUAUUCUCAAAUAUGUUAACUUGGACGCCUGGAACCGAGAGCUCCUGGACAAAUACUGUGUGGAAUAUGGAGUGGGCAUCAUUGGCUUCUUCAAGGCCAAUGAAAACAGUCUGCUCAGUGCACAGCUCAAAGGCUUCCCUCUCUUCCUUCACUCUAACUUGGGUCUGAAGGACUGCACCGUCAAUCCAAAGUCCCCUCUACUCUUCAUCACUCGAUCCGGGCAGCCUCUGCCAGGUCCUCUCCCCGGGGAUGACUGGACCGUUUUCCAGUCCAACCACUCGACGUACGAGCCCGUGCUGCUGGCCAAGACCCAAUCGGCUGAGAGCGUCGCAUCCAUGGGGCAGAACGCUGCUCUGCUCCCGUCGGUGGUACAGGACUUGGGACUCCACGAUGGCAUCCAGAGGGUCCUGUUCGGCAACAACCUGGUCUUCUGGCUGCACAAGUUGGUGUUUGUGGACGCUGUGGCCUUUCUCACAGGGAAGAGGCUAUCUUUGUCUCUGGAGCGCUACCUCCUGGUGGACAUCGAUGACAUAUUUGUUGGCAAAGAGGGCACACGCAUGAAGGUGCCGGAUGUAAAGGCCCUGCUGGAGACACAAAGAGAGCUGCGCACGCAUGUGCCCAACUUCACCUUCAAUCUGGGCUUCUCAGGGAAAUUCUUUCACGCUGGGUCGGAUGAGGAGGACCUCGGGGAUGACCUGCUGCUCUCCUACGUGAAGGAGUUCUGGUGGUUUCCUCACAUGUGGAGCCACAUGCAGCCACAUCUCUUCCACAACCAGUCCGUGCUAGCGGAGCAGAUGUUGCUCAACAAGAAAUUUGCCAUGGAGCACGGGAUCCCCACCAACAUGGGCUAUGCGGUAGCACCCCACCACUCUGGCGUGUACCCGGUCCACAUGCAGCUGUAUGAUGCCUGGAAAAAGGUGUGGGGGAUCAAGGUGACCAGCACAGAGGAAUACCCACACCUGAAGCCUGCACGCUUUCGGCGAGGUUUCAUUCACAGCGGCAUUAGUGUACUGCCCCGGCAGACGUGUGGCCUCUUCACACACACCAUCUUCUACAAAGACUACCCAGGCAGCCCCAAUGAACUGGACAAGCUCAUCAACGGUGGAGAGCUCUUCCUCACUGUUCUGCUGAACCCUAUUAGUAUUUUCAUGACCCAUCUGUCCAACUACGGGAACGACCGCCUCGGCCUGUACACCUUUAAGAGCCUGAUGAUGUUUGUGCAGACGUGGACCAACCUGAAGAUGCAGACACUUCCACCUAUUCAGCUGGCUCAGAAAUACUUCAGCCUGUUCCCCUCUGAGAGAGAUCCCCUCUGGCAGGAUCCUUGUGAGGACAAAAGGCACAAGGACAUCUGGUCCAAAGAGAAAACAUGUGACCGCUUCCCCAAACUGCUUGUCAUCGGGCCUCAGAAGACAGGAACUACUGCUCUCUACCUGUUUCUUGGCAUGCACCCUGACCUUACCAGUAACUACCCUAGCAAAGAGACCUUUGAGGAGAUCCAGUUCUUCAAUGGACACAACUACCACAGAGGCAUCGACUGGUACAUGGAGUACUUCCCUUUGCCCUCCAACACCAGUUCAGACUACUACUUUGAGAAGAGUGCCAACUACUUUGACUCUGAGGUGGCUGCUCAGAGGGCGGCAGCUCUCCUGCCCAAAGCCAAGAUCAUCACCAUCCUAAUCAACCCAGCGGACAGAGCUUACUCUUGGUACCAGCACCAAAGAGCCCACGAUGACCCGGUGGCAUUAAAAUACUCCUUCCAUGACGUCAUCACAGCAGGCCACGACGCGCCAGUCAGACUACGGGUCCUUCAGAAUCGCUGUCUGGUUCCAGGCUGGUACGCCAUCCACCUAGAGCGCUGGCUCAACUACUACCACUCCAGCCAGUUGUUAGUCUUGGAUGGACAGAUGCUGAAGACUGAGCCUGCUUCUAUCAUGGAUAAAAUCCAGAAAUAUUUAGCCCUGGCCAACAUCAUCAACUACCACAAGAUCCUAGCGUUUGACCCUAAGAAAGGCUUCUGGUGCCAGCUGCUGGAGGGGGGAAAGACCAAGUGUUUGGGAAAGAGUAAAGGGCGCAGGUACCCUGACAUGGACACUGAGUCCCAGGGGUUCCUCAGGGAUUACUACAGGGAUCACAACAUUGAGCUGUCCAAGCUGCUCUACAGGAUGGGUCAGCCGCUGCCCAGCUGGCUCAGAGAGGAGCUGGUCCACACCAGGUAGCAGCACCACAGGGGGAGAUCAGAGCUCCACAUAGUGAAACCACUGCUCGGCCUGCUGGGAAACACAGACACGCUGAAGAUCCCAAACAGUUUAUACAGAGACUAGAACUCAAACUUAACUGUGAUCUUCCCAUAUGAAGAAGAUGUCAGUGGGUGGUAGUGUCCGCAGCUUGCCUAGGCUUUCAGAUGCUGUUGUUCCCCUGCAGGACAAACCAGGACCACAAUGAUGGCCUCCACUGUGUCCAGUGGAAGAAGGAAAAAGGCUCAGUGAUGCACAGGAGGGUCCCUCAGUGUUUGAUAAUCAGCCUUUGCUUUCCUUAAUAAAACCUCUUCUUUGCAUGGACUUUGCCGUGAAAAUCAAAGGAAUGUGGGGAAAAGGAGCUCAGAGAACGAGGUCCUCUGUUUGAGCUCUGCCGUUUGGAGAGCAUUUAAAAGAAGCAGCAUUUACAUUGACUACAUUGAAUGAAGCCUGAUUGAAAGAUGGACAUUGGUUUCAGAUGCCUUUUGAUUAAAGAAGAGAAGUGGUCAUCCGGAGUCUUGACUCAGGCUGCAUGUCGUAGCCUUACUCGAUAGGCCUUGGUAGAAUCUAGUUAUCGCAUUUACAAGUGCCAGGACAGAAUCUUCAUUAAAAUAUUACCACAUGGACAUAUUUUGAGGGUUCUUUUUUUAAAGUCUUGUUUUCUUUAUUCAGAUUUUGUUUUAACAUUUUUAUAAUGCUGAUGGCAAUGCAUUAAUGUAGAAUGUACCAAAACUAAACAUCUUAGCUCAGUUUUCUCAUAUAAGCAAAGGUGUACAGUAGACUGGUUUGUGAAAUGUUACCUGCUUGACCUCCUCUGCGGUCAGUUUCAUGACCAUUGAAUUUGCUAAAGCAGGAACAGUAAGAGAGAUGAUGAAAGCACAAUAUUUAAGGCACUCAAGCAAGCAUUAAUUCUGAACAAACAGGUUACUGGAAAGCACACUACCGAAAUGGCUCCUGCUACAAUCUGUGAAGAAGAUCAUAAGCUAGCUACUGUAUGUUAUCUAAACACUCUGGUCUGUGACAUUCAGAAAGUGUACAGAACAAGUUUGUGCAUUUCAAAUCUUUUUUCACCAUUGGGAUAUCUUUUUUUUUUUGUCAAACUGUAUAUUUUGUCUUAUAUUUCAUUUCAUUUCAGUUCCUAGUUGAGUUAUGGGGGUUAAAGGCUGUCUCUGGGAGGGAAAAAAGUCAGGAGGAAAACCAACAGAACGCUCAGAGAGACCAUACAGACGUCAAGGUGUUACCACUGCAACUAGAUGUCAAGCGUAGAUAACAAAAAGCUGCUCUUACUGCAAUAGUUUUGUACAAUGUUCUGAUGUAAUAACGAUGCACAUGUUGGUCCUCUUAUUUCCUGACUUUGUAAUGUACAUAAAAUGCAACCUUCAGUAGACCUAAAUUAUUGAAUGUGUUUGGGUCUACACUCUCUGUCAGCCCAUUCCCAUAGUGUGAAACGUCAGUGCUGUGCUGAGGGGAGUUUGGAUUCUUUCAUUGUGCGGAGGUGUGUCGCUAUGAUUGUUUUUCCUCUCACUGCCAACUAUUGUACGCAGGUAGUCUCUCCAUAUAAAGUAUUAAGUGAUAACACAUAACAGCAAUGAUGGUACUAAUCUCCUGGACUGUAUGAUAAAGAUUUGUAAUUGUUGUCAAUAAUUUUUACAGUGUAACUAAUAUUGUCGGUGCUUUUUAAUUUGCAAAUAAAACACCACUGUAUUUUUCAGUA